ACAUUGCAUGGUUACUUUGGCAUGCUCAUUCUUCCCAUCUAUUGUCUAUCGCCUUUCGAACAUGUCUGGUCAAUCAUAGGAGAACGCUUGGCCCGCAUGCUGCGCCCGCGGGGGUACACCAAAUAUACUCUGGCUACGUGUGGAGGUAGCAUGGGUUGCCGUUCCCCAGAAUCGGCCAAGGCGACAAAUACAAAUGGCGGGACCAUCAUUUGUGCCUGGUGCUUGAAAACUGGUCUAAAACUUUUCACUUUAAAAACUUCUUCCGGUGAAACUAAAGUGUUCUGUAGCGAGCCUUGCUUCAAUCAGUGUCGAAGGGCAGCUUUCAAGAAAAAUCGUGUUUGUAACUGGUGUAGGCACGUACGGCACACUGUUAAUUAUGUCGAUUUCCAAGACGGCGAUGAUCAGCUACAAUUUUGCAGUGACAAGUGUCUCAAUCAAUAUAAGAUGCAGAUUUUCUGCAAAGAAACGCAAGCUUACCUCCAGAUGAAUCCGCAUUUGCAUGAAGAAACGAAUAAAAAUCCUGGAGGUACAGGCUCUAAGUUAAUCACGCCUGACUUGUGGCUGCGCGAUUGUCAAGAACCGGUGAACGGCGGGGGAGCAGCUAGUUUAUCUCAAAGUGAGGAUGAAAUGACCCCUUCCAAUACAGAGAAAUCUGGUAAUGGAUCUGAACUCGAAGAUCUCACUGUUAGUUCAAAACCAGACCGCAGUAAUUUGCCAGGCAGCAACACAACAACUGUACAUGACAGAGACAUUUCUCAUGAAAUUCGCAAAAAUUCACAGAUAAGGGACAGGCAACCUACAGAACAGUGCAAUACUUUAGCAUCGUAUUUAAGAGAUGAAAGAGAUAAAAGUAUUUUAGAACGUAAGAAACGAUUGCAUGAAACUGAAAGGGAACAUGCACGAAAAAGACAACGCAUUUCAUCGAUGAGAAACAGGACUCAUCAUCCUGAAGCACCACCAGCGCAUCUCUCUUCAGCAGCGCACCCUCCGCUGUCACUGCAAAAUCAAAACAGAGUCUUUCCUUCGUCGAUUUCUCCUUAUCCGCCAACCCUUAACACAACCUCUCCUUCGCCAUUAAAUCCACCUGCUGCUCAUACAAAUACUCUUCAACCGCAUCCUGCAAUAACGGGUUCACUUUUACCACCAGGAUUGCCUCCACCUCCUCCUCUUUUGAACAAUGAUUUCAUGCACUCACCUUUCAAUCCUUCACUUUUUCAGUCACCUAUGAACCCUCUGUCACAGCAACAGCAGUUGGAUGCCCUUCUACGAAUGCAAUCGAGUAUGAGGCACGGUGUUCCCCUGCCACCUCAUCUCUUCCAUGAAUCCAUGUUACCAGCUACACGUGGGACACCACAUCCUCCUAACUCAAGCACUGUUAUGCAUCCUAAUACUGUCAUGUUACCCUAUCCCAUAUUUGUGCCUCUUCCAGUUCCUAUACCCAUACCCAUUCCUUUAUCAAGUUUUCUACCAAAGGAGAAGAAAUCUACUAAUAGUGGUGAAUCUGGGUCAACUGACAUUCCUAGUUCACCAGAUAAGCACGACUGCGUACAUUUAGAUUCAGACAGCAACAGUCCAAAGAUUCCAGGAAAGACAAGCAUUUCCACUAAUGCGUGUCAUGGAGCAAAUGUUUUAAAGGGUGAAAAACAAGUGCAAGCAGCUGACACUUCAUCUUAUGCAGUGACUAAUAAUGAUAGUCAAACACAUCGUUUAAUUUUAACAAGGAAUAAGACACGAUGA
Stegodyphus dumicola is the source of this 1737-nucleotide messenger RNA. RefSeq lists its product as uncharacterized. Gene Ontology annotation, cellular component: nucleus. The record is from RefSeq and is a predicted model, not a curated record. Lineage: Eukaryota; Metazoa; Arthropoda; Arachnida; Araneae; Eresidae. Gene Ontology annotation, biological process: animal organ development.